Cryphonectria parasitica EP155 is the source of this 1311-nucleotide messenger RNA. RefSeq lists its product as uncharacterized. Gene Ontology annotation, biological process: mitotic spindle organization. The record is from RefSeq and is a predicted model, not a curated record. The transcript is spliced from 3 exons. Gene Ontology annotation, cellular component: cytoplasm; dynactin complex. Bases 1 to 1311 code for a protein of 436 amino acids. NCBI's taxonomy places the organism in Eukaryota, Fungi, Ascomycota, Sordariomycetes, Diaporthales, Cryphonectriaceae.
AUGGCUCUGAAUAGGAAAUAUGCUGCGCUACCAGACUUGGACUCGGCGCCCGACAUCUACGAGACUCCGGAGCUCACAGAUGACACAUCGACCGUGCCUUCACCAUCCGACCACGAAUUCGAAGAUGACGAGACGGACGCAGCCGGCAUCUCGCGGUCCAAGCUGCGGAUAGACCAGGCACGGUCGCGGUUCAUGCCCUCUCAGGUAGACGCCAAAGACGUUGACUUCUCAGACCGUGUCAAUGGGAAGCGCAAAUCAUACAAAGCUUCUUCUCGAAGACAGAGAAUCCUACAGGACGGCACCGAGGAGCUGGGAGACCUGAGCGACGAAGAUGAGGGCGAGAGCCUCGCCCGCAAGAUUGCCCGGCUAAAGCGAGAGAUCGAGGAGGCGAAAGAGGAAGUGGGCAAGCAGAAGGCUGCGGAGGAGAAGCAGCCAGAUGCCUCAGGCGAGGAGCAGGAGCAGGAGAUCGAGCUGGCUUCACUGAGCCAGGUGCUGGAUGAGAUUUCCAAACACCCAGAGGACUUGGCACAGGGCCUUGGUUUCCGUCCUACGAGGUUUGCGUCCCCGCCUGAGACGGGAGCCACGGGCAAUCACUCGCAGGGUGAGGCAGCUGAGAGCACGUCGGCUACUUACACCGUCACGUAUGCGCCCACGUACGAGCAGACGCACGCACUGGCCAAGGCUGCCGAUUUCGACCAACGCCUGGCGCUUCUGGAGAAGGCCAUCGGCAUUGGAUCGUCUGCCCUGCCGGGGCUUGACUCGAGCGGCCUGCCGCGUGCAAUCGUGCCAACGCUGGAGAAGAUACAGAAGCAGGUAUCGACCCUGUCGGACGCAUCCUCGUCCUCGCUCGAUACCAUCAGCCGGAAGGUCCGACAGUUGACACAAGAGGCCGAGCAACUGGAGAAGUCUCGGAGACAGGCGAAGCAGGCCAAGGACGCCCUGGCUUCUACAGGAGCAGGGGCAGCCUUGCCUGCCGACCCUGAUUCAGAAGAGGCCGAGCAGAUCACAAAGAUCAAUGCUCUCUACAGCACCCUGCCCACGAUCGAGAAUCUCACACCACUCCUCCCACCCUUACUGGACAGGCUGCGGUCACUAAGGGCGAUUCACGCAGAUGCAGCCACAGCCGGUGAGACACUGGACAGGAUUGAGAGGCGUCAGACAGACAUGGCGUCAGAUAUCAAGCAGUGGAGGGAAGGCCUGGAGAAGGUGGAGGCAGCAAUGAAGGAGGGCGAAUCGUCCAUGGGCAACAACAUGAAGGUAGUGGAGGGUUGGGUGAAGGAACUUGAAGAGAAGAUGGCCAAGUUGUCAUGA